AUUAAAUUAAUUAGUCCUUCUUGUCAAUCUUGGAUUAAUGGCCAAUAGCGGCGGUGCUGCUUAAUGUUUUUACUCCUCUCUCUCUCCCUCUCGUUUUUUUUCCCUCCCAUAUCAUUGAAAAGGAAGGGGGGGCUCAUCCCGGCAUCCUGAGGGGAGGUAAUUUGCACGGAUCAAGGGGGCAAGGCGCCGUAAAGUAUAAAUACUGUGACUUCAAUAGAGGAUCACCAGCAGGUUCCCUAACUCCGCUAUACCAAAGGAGGAGGAAUUGGCUGAGAAGAUAUAUAUAUAUAUAUAUAUAUAUAUAUUUUUUUUCCACCUUCAUCCACAGUUUGGCUUGCAUCAUCUCGUAUCAUUUUCAACGAGCCACACCAUUGAUGUCUUAAGCAGCGAAGGGGGAGAGUGUGUGUGAGAGAGGGAGUGAGUGUAUGGUGUUUUUUCCAAGAGGAGAGGAAGCAGUGAUGGAAGAGCUCACCGCUUUCGUAUCCAAGUCCUUCGAUCAGAAAGUGAAGGAGAAGAAGGAAGUGAUAACCUACAGGGAGGUGUUGGAGACCGGGGCGGCGCGAGCAGGGAGCCGGGAGUCUUUAUCCGCGGAGCCCGGGAGCCGAGAGGAGGCGGCCGCGGUCGCCCGGAACGUGGCUCUCUCGCCGGGCAGGGAGACGGACAUGCUCGGGCCGGAGAGGAUCAGGGACGCGGGGAGUCCCAAACUCAUUGACGGCACCACGGACGUGAAGGAGCGGAAAGAGGACUCGAAGCCCAUCGAGGAUGAAACGCAAACAAAAAUCAAGCAAAGGAGAAGUCGGACUAACUUCACGUUGGAGCAGCUCAACGAGCUGGAGCGGCUCUUCGACGAAACCCACUACCCGGACGCCUUCAUGCGGGAGGAGCUGAGCCAGAGACUGGGACUGUCAGAGGCCCGAGUGCAGGUUUGGUUCCAGAACAGAAGAGCCAAAUGCAGGAAGCAGGAGAACCAGUUACAUAAAGGAGUCCUGAUUGGAGCAGCGAAUCAGUUUGAAGCUUGUCGUGUAGCGCCAUAUGUCAACGUGGGGGCUUUACGAAUGCCAUUCCAACAGGAUAGUCAUUGCAACGUGCCGCCCUUCUCCUUUCAGGUGCAGGCGCAGCUGCAGCUGGACAGCGCCGUGGCUCACGCGCAGCACCACCUGCACUCUCACCUGGCGGCGCACGCGCCCUACAUGAUGUUCCCCGCGCCGCCUUUCGGGUUGCCCCUGGCGACGCUCGCGGCGGAGUCAGCCUCCGCCGCCUCAGUGGUGGCCGCCGCGGCUGCGGCCAAGAACACGAGCAAGAACUCCAGCAUCGCCGACCUGAGACUGAAGGCCAAAAAACACACGGCGGCGUUGGGACUGUGACAGCGAGGACACGAGGCGACUGAGGAGACACUGAACCAAAACUGCUUACAAAGUGAAGUGUGGGAGGGCGCGAAAAAGUGUCGACGGACGUAAUUUAUGUUUUCUCAAUGAAGGAGGACGAGUAUAAUUAUAAAAUAUAGGCUAUUUAUGAAAUACAAUGAGGAAGACUGUGACGUGAUAGCCUACACAGAAGCCUAAAGAGGCGGACGGGGUGGACGGCGACGCGGGGACAGACACCCCGACGAGGAAGAGGAGGAGGAGGAGGAGGAUGCAGCUGGGUCGGUCGAUUCUUUGUCAAACAAGGCGAACCAUUCUGCAAUUUUUCCUGUUUAAAUAUUGUAUUCUUCUUGUUAUGAUUUCUUUUCGAUUCUACAUAGAGGCUGGCCUCAUAAUAUUUCAAAAGAAAAGGAAAAAAAGAAAAGAAAGAAAAAGGAACAACUAAAAAAACAAAACCCCUCUGCUAAAGUAGCGGACAUUCUUUGUCAAAAUAGGGACAAUAUCUCUCCCUCCACUGUUUCUUGUCCAGUUUUGAAAAUGCCUCUGCGGUGUUUGCAUGAGUUCAUGAGCCAUACCUACCCCACUCCCCCCACCCCCACUCCUGUCAGCUCUUAUCCUCUGUCCUCCCCUCUCAGUUGAAAGUUUGGCCUUCCCGACCUUGAUUAGACCUAUCAUGGCUGAAGGUGAAACGGACUCCACGCCAGAAAUGUGAGAUUAUAAAACAAGAUGAGCGGUUUUUUUUUUAAAUCAUCAUAUGAGCCAGUCUCCAUAUAUUUAGCCUACAAGGUGAUUUGCGACCCCCCGCCCCCCCCUACCUCCCAUACACACUUCCCCCUCUCUUUUUUUAUUUUUAUUUUCUAAAGGAAGGCAAAUCUCAUAAACAAAUACCAUCUCUAACACAGUAUGCGAACCGGUACGGGCACAUGUAAAAUAUGUUUAUACUCAAGAAGAAGAAGAAGAAGAAAAAAAAACAUGCAUUAUUUUUUAUGAUUUAGUGGCUUUAUGAAUGCCUCGUUGGGGAUUUGUUCAUUUUGUAUUAUUUUCCCGUGCAUUAAAAAUCAUGUGCUUUCUGUAUGUAAUUUUGGAUGUUUUUUAUAACAGUGAACAUGAACUCACCAAACGCACGGGGUUUUUAAAGGGGUUGGGAGAAAGAAUGACCAUAAAAUUAUUUUUAUUUGUUUUUUUCCAUCACAUGUGAAACGUGAAACCACCUUAACAAAAAGUUGACUUUUUUUUUGUUCUUAUAAUAAAUUAACAAAGUUUCUUUAAUGACUUGAUUUUUCUAAUUAAUUCGAUUAAUAUACCCGCAGCAUAGUCGUUAUUGUUAUUGUUGCAAUCAGACAAGGUUUUGAGAGCAAUAGAUUUAAAAAAUAAUAAUUUAUAGGUGGAAGUCUUUUGAUAACAUCAGAGUUGUGACAGGUCCGUUUACUCGGGAACAUUAGUAUGUGUGUGUGUGUGUGUUAUGUCUCGGUGUGUGUGUGUGUGUGUGUGUGUAUUGCAGCGCCCUUGCCAAAGCGAUGCAUUAUUCAUAGUUUGCUUAUAGAGGAGUUUCAGAAGAGAACUGAUCAUUUCCAGAACAAGUUAACAGGCAGAUAAAAGACACAAAGCCGUUCAGUAUCUCAAAGAUGAAGUUUUGAAGCGUUUUAAUAAAUACAUACAGUGUAUUCUAUGUGGAUAUCAUUGAGGCAUUUUAAUGUAAAACCUUAUUAUUACUGGAAUUUGAAUCCCUCCGGACUGGAGGCCUGAUAAUUAGUUAAAACAAGUCUAGAUGUUAAAUUUUAAUUAUUCCACUCACUUCGGCUCGCAACGAUAUAAACGCACAAUUAGACUCGGCCUUGAUCCAUUUUACAUUAUUUUCCCACAACAUGUUGCAAGUGAUUAAAAGACCAACAAAAGAUGAAAUAAAGUAAAGCAGUAAGAGGAAAAUUAUACAGACAUAUCCCUUGAAUUUGGCAGCCUGCCCAUCUCUGUUGAAUGCAAAUAUUUCCUGCAUUGUGUUUUUGUUGUUGUUGUUGUUUUAUGACCUGAAGAUUGACAUUGUGAAUAAAAACAUACAGACAGCCCUCAGCUUAGAAAACAAAGCCAAAGGCUGCG
Molecule: messenger RNA, 3455 nt
Organism: Poecilia latipinna (sailfin molly)
Lineage: Eukaryota; Metazoa; Chordata; Actinopteri; Cyprinodontiformes; Poeciliidae
Gene: shox2
Product: shox homeobox 2
Exons: 5
Coding region: 426-1364 (312 amino acids)
Biological process (GO): regulation of transcription by RNA polymerase II
Cellular component (GO): nucleus
Molecular function (GO): DNA-binding transcription factor activity, RNA polymerase II-specific; sequence-specific double-stranded DNA binding
Source: RefSeq, a predicted model, not a curated record